UGGAUGUAGUUGCAGGUGGCCCGAGUGACUGACAGGGAAAAAGGGGCAUUCGGGGAAAACCGCUGCGCGAGGCACGGCGGGAAGAGAGGCGGGAGGCGGCGCGGGGCAUCCCGGGAGCAAGGGCCUCGGCGCGGGGCAUUGUGGGAGGUGGACACCGCCUCGGGGCGGGUAGAUGCCCCAGGAUGGAGCCCCCACCUGGCAUGGCGGUAGGGCCGGAGGAGCAGGAGGAGCAGGAGCUGCUGGAGCGGGCCUUCUUCUCGUGGGCUGAGUUCAGCCGCUUCUUCGACACGUGGUGCCAACAGCGCCUGGCGCUCUUCUUCGUCCAGAGCUCCAUGCACCUGACACGCUGCCACUGGGCCAGGUUGCCCCCGCUGUACACGCUCAUUGACGUGCUCAAGUACAGCUACGUGCGGCUGGUGUGCAAGGACGUGCGUGCUCCCAGCCGGCCUGCCAUAGGGCACCACGAGGCCGGCUGCCCUGCCUUCAUCAUCGUCAAGCUGAGCCCACUGCGGGACCGCCUGGUGGUGACGGAGUGCCAGCUGACACACUCGCACCCAGCCUGCCCGAUCGAGUUCGCCUACUACUUCCGCCCGGGGCGCCUGCUGGCCAACACCUGCCUGCCAGUGCGCACCACCAACAAGAUCUCCAAGCAGUUCCUGGCGCCAGCCGAUGUGCACCGCCUGCUCUCCUACUGCAAGGACAGGGACCACAGCGUCAUCGAUGCCCUGCGCGUGCUCGAGGGGCUCUUCCACACCGACCCUGAGGCCAAGGUGAAGCUCGUGUUCAUGGAGAACCAGGCGGUGGUGGAGACGGUGUUUUUCCUGACGUCGCGCACUCGGGCGCUGCUGCGGCGCUUCCCGCGCAUGCUCCUAGUGGACCGGCUGCCCGGAUUGCAGGGCGCGCUGGACCUGUUGGCGGUGCUGUGCGUGGAUGGUGCUGGCCACGCACGCCAGGCCGCCUGCUGCGUGGCGCGCCCGGGGACACCGAGCCUGCUGCGCUUUGCCCUGGCCUCGCUGCUGCAGAGCGCGCCAGACGUCAAGGGCCGCGUGCGCUGCCUGACCGCGGGGCCCGAGGUGACCGCGCAGCUUCCCGCGGUACGCCAGCUGUUGCCAGGAGCGCGCGUGCAGAUCUGCCGCGCGCAGGGCCUCGAGACGCUCUUCAGCAAGGCGCAAGAGCUGGGCGGCGCGGGCCGUGAGGACCCCGGCCUGUGGCCGCGCUUGUGUCGUCUUGCCGGUGCCUUGUCACCUGCCGCCUACGCCGAGGCGCUGGCAGAGCUGCGCGCCCACGGCCCAGCCGCCUUCAUCGACUACUUUGAGCGUAACUGGGCGUCCCGCCGCGACAUGUGGGUGCGCUUUCGUGCAUUCGAGGCAGCCCGCGAUCUAGACGCGUGUGCCCUGGUACGCGGCCACCGCCGGCGCCUGCUGCGCCGCCUCAGCCCCUCGCGCAGUAUGGCACAAUGCCUUCGCGAUCUGGUGGCAAUGCAGUGGGCCGAUGCCUCCGGAGAGGUGACCCCCGAUGGCCCGGACCGUGAGGGACCUUGGCUGGAGGGCCAACCAUGGAAGGCGGCCCAGGUGGAGAACGAGAGGGGAAAGGGCCUGGAGAACGGAGACUGGGGAGGGGCCCCAAUUGAAGGAAGUAUUUGGAGAGGUGCCCAGUUGGAGGAGUGGGCCAGAGUCCUGGAGACCAGAGGCCGGGGUGGGGCUCCCUUAGAAAGUGAGAAGGGGAGAGGGCUGCAAAUCCAAUAUUGGAGAGGAGUCCACCUGGAGAACCAGAAAGUGAGAGGGCUGGAAGGGAGUGUCUGGAGACGGUCCCAGCUGGAGAAGGAGCGUCUGGCAGGGCCACAGAUCAGAGACUGGAGGGGGGCCCAGCUGGAGAGAGAGAGCGACUGGGGCCUGGAAGGGUACGUCUGGAGGCGGACCCACUCGGAGGACCAGGGGCUGAGAAGGUUGGAAGGCUACACCUGGAAGAUGGCCCGGCAGGAGGGUGAAAGGCUUCUCGCUCCACAGACCACAGAUGGGAGGAGGACCCAGCUCCAUCACGAUCACGAGAGGGCCAGGAUUCUCGAAGGGAGCACCCACAGGGGGGUCCAGGUGCGGGACGAAAAGCUCUCUGACCUGAAAACCAGGCACCAGAAGGGGCCUCAGGGGGGGGCAGAGAAGGGAGGGGAGCUGGAGGUAAGAAACUGGAGGGGGGCCCACUUGCAGAAGCCCCUGGAGUUGGUGCCUGAGAACAGAGACCCAAGGGGGUCCCACUGGGGAGCUGAGAGGAGAGGACCAGAAAUUAGAGAAGAGAAAGCUGUGAGAUCGGGGGUCAAAAGAAGAAGGGACCUGGGGGAGCUAGUUCUGGUCCAGCUCGGGGACACAAGGGUGACAAGCCUAGAGAAUGGAGGGAGAGGGGGGCCUCAGUCUGGGGGCCCCAGGAGCAGAGCAGAGCAAGGAAGGGAGCGUGCGGACCCAGGAGGAAGGUGUGUGGGGUUGGGGAACGGAGUCCUGUGCGGUGCCCCUGUGGGAACUGUGUUUAGGGGUGACCCAGGAUGGGCAGUGACAAGAAGAGUGUACCUGGCCACAGGGGACAGCCUGCAGGAAGGACGUGAAGGGGAAGGCCCCAGGGAACCAAAGAGACCUCGCUGCCCUUCAGGAGAGAAGGAGGUGGACUGGGAGCCACUGGCCAAGUUCCGAGCGGCCUGUGGGCCGGAGCUGGCAGAACUGGUGGCCGAGGAGCUGGCCUUUGCCAGGCAGCAUGGGACCCGGGGUUUCCACGUGACCGAAGCUGGCUUUGCCCUUAAGGAUGGCACCUCAGACUUCUUCCUGGACGGGGCCCUGACGCGCUGCAGCUGCUCCAUCCACGCCGCCCGGCGCCUGCCUUGCCGCCACCUCUUCGCAGCGCGCCUCCUCACCGGGGCAGCCUUAUUCCAUGCCGACCUGCUCAGGGACUGCUGGGGGAGAGCCCCGGAGUCCUGACCCUCAGGCCCCAGCCCGCGCCCCCUUCCACUGUGAGGGCGGGAGGGCAUUCUUCUAUCCCAAAGAUAGCAGGGGUGAGGCCAAGGAGGCCACCCCAGUGCCUCUGGCCACCUCCAGGGUCUCCCGGGGACCUCAUCUUGGCAAUUUGCCUCUCUGGGUCCGAGGGGAAGUUGUCAGUGGUCUGGAAGGGCCUGGAGCCACAGGUGUGGAAGAUUCAGCGGUGGCCAAGGUGGACUCUGAAGGCUUCCUGAGGACAUAAGGAAGAGGUCUAGACAGGGUCAGGCCGGGGCAGCAGGAAGAACGGGGCACACGGAGGGAGGGGAGCACAGCAGGCCCUGGGGACAGCCUGGCAGGAGUAGACCAGUCAAGUGCAGGCAGUGCAGCAGCGGGGAGUGGAAAAGCAGGAAA
Phyllostomus hastatus (greater spear-nosed bat) is the source of this 3368-nucleotide messenger RNA. RefSeq names its product zinc finger SWIM-type containing 9 (gene ZSWIM9). NCBI's taxonomy places the organism in Eukaryota, Metazoa, Chordata, Mammalia, Chiroptera, Phyllostomidae. The transcript has 4 exons. The record is from RefSeq and is a predicted model, not a curated record. The coding region runs from base 183 to 2960 and encodes 925 amino acids. Gene Ontology annotation, molecular function: zinc ion binding.